CUUCCUUCUUUGUUUAUAUUCGCUCUUGUUACUCCAGAGGUACAUCAGAUAGGAUGAUGUCAAGAAACGCAGUCGCAGCGAUAUCCACCUUUAUUCCCAUCCAUUGUCUUACCAUUUCUAGAUUUAUCUUACAUUUAUUUGAUCUGUUUCUAUUCUAAUACAAUUUUUCUAGAAUGCCUUUAAUCGAAUUCAACAAGUCUUUGCUUAUUGCUGCCAUCUCUAUUGGCUUGAAUCCAUUGCUUUGGAAUAUAGCUGCGCGUUCCGAGUAUAACAACAAGACGUUGACAAAACUUGCAAAUGGGAACUCACUGAAAGCCUGUUAUGCAUUAGCUGCAUGUAUUUUCGUUGGCGGAAUCGUUCGUGAUUUAAUCUUCCAAAACGCUUUAAAGUAUCAAUCUGGCUUUGACUUGCUUUAUCACCCUAUCGUCCAAUUCGUAUCUAAGGUUUUGUUUUAUGUGGGAAGUAUUUUGGUUUUGUCGAGUAUGUACAAGUUGGGUAUCGUUGGAACCUACCUAGGCGACUAUUUUGGUUUCCUUCUUCCAGCACGCGUCAGUGGAUUUCCAUUCAACGUAACCGAAAAUCCAAUGUAUAAUGGCUCUACAAUUUGCUUUUUCUCUACAGCCCUUCGCUACGGUAAGCCUGCCGGUCUCCUAUUAUCUUUAGAAGUUUUCCUUGUUUACCGCCUAGCACUGAUGUUUGAAGAACCUUUUACUGCGAAAAUAUACGCAGCUCGUGAUCAAUAUCAUGGCAAAAAAUCCAAUUAAUGGAUUUUCUUCUUUUACGACAAUACCAAACACCCUAUGUUUACGCAUGAGAAACCAAACUUUCAUAGGCGCUUGUGGUUUUCCCUAGAAUAAAAGAAACAGCUGAUGUUUCUUGAGUUAAUUUCAUUUACUUUUUAGGGAAACAUUACUAUGUUUCAACGAAAAUUAUAUUCCUUUCAUUCGCUUACUUUUGAGUAUUUCAAGAACCAUGUACCUAUAUUAUUAUAAUGUCUAAUUACUUGUAACCCAAA
Messenger RNA from Schizosaccharomyces octosporus yFS286, 1015 nucleotides. Its product is annotated as phosphatidyl-N-methylethanolamine N- methyltransferase. Gene Ontology annotation, molecular function: S-adenosylmethionine-dependent methyltransferase activity. The record is from RefSeq and is a predicted model, not a curated record. The transcript is spliced from 2 exons. Lineage: Eukaryota; Fungi; Ascomycota; Schizosaccharomycetes; Schizosaccharomycetales; Schizosaccharomycetaceae. Bases 174 to 764 code for a protein of 196 amino acids. Gene Ontology annotation, biological process: phosphatidylcholine biosynthetic process.